Messenger RNA from Rhodamnia argentea, 2045 nucleotides. Its product is annotated as G-type lectin S-receptor-like serine/threonine-protein kinase At1g11410. Gene Ontology annotation, molecular function: ATP binding; protein tyrosine kinase activity. Gene Ontology annotation, biological process: recognition of pollen; protein phosphorylation. Lineage: Eukaryota; Viridiplantae; Streptophyta; Magnoliopsida; Myrtales; Myrtaceae. The coding region runs from base 82 to 2016 and encodes 644 amino acids. The record is from RefSeq and is a predicted model, not a curated record. The transcript has 5 exons.
ACAGAGCUUGAGGUAUCAUUCACUCAGUCACCUUUAUUGCCUCAGAAAUCAUACAAUAGUAUCCUCAAGUGAAAAGACAACAUGAACACGGAAAGGGUGUUCGGAUAUGCCCUGCUUCUUCCUCUUCUGCUUCAGGUAAGUACUUGCUUGGACAUCCUAAACCAAAACAACAAUAUCAAAGAUGGCGAUCUCUUGGUCUCCAGUGGCAAAACGUUCGCUCUUGGUUUCUUCAGCCCGGGUAAUUCUAGCCUCCGUUAUGUCGGAAUUUGGUAUUACCAAGUUUCUGAGAAAACCGUUGUUUGGGUUGCUAAUCGGGAGAGACCAAUCAGUGGCACUUCGGGAGCACUUUCAAUUGAUUCUGAUGGAAAUUUGGUGCUUCAUGAGAAAAAUGGAAGCUUUCCUGUGUGGUCGGCAAAAGAUUCUUCUGCGUUAUCGAACUAUUCUACUACAGCUCGGCUUAUGGAUUCAGGUAAUCUCGUUCUGGUUCAAGAUUUUAGCAAAAGGGUGAUAUGGCAAAGCUUUGAUUAUCCUACGGACACUCUGCUUCCUUUCAUGAAACUCGGAUUGGACCUCAAAACCGGUUUGAACCGGUUCCUAACAUCAUGGAAGUCCCCGGAGGAUCCGGCACCCGGCAAUUACUCUUAUAGGAUCGACCCAACGGGCUAUGCUCAAUUGUUCCUGUACAAGGACGGGGAUCCAUACUGGCGUUCCGGAUCAUGGACCGGAGAUCGGUGGAGUGGCAUACCCGAAAUGACUCGCCAUUUCAUCUUCAACGUGAGCUUUGUAAAUAACCCAGACGAGGUUUCUGUAAUGUAUGUCAUCAUCAACGCGUCGAUCAUCUCAAGAAUGGUGGUGAACGAAUUGGGGUUGGUCCAACGAUUCACAUGGCAUGCCCGGCAACAGCGGUGGAUAGGAUUCUGGUCUGAUCCGAUGGACCAGUGCGAUUAUUACGGCAAGUGCGGGCCCAACAGCAACUGCAAUCCGUAUAAUGAGGGACGGUUCGAGUGCACAUGCCUGCCAGGGUUCGUGCCCAAGUCCCCGGGUGAUUGGGACCUAAGGGAUGGAUCCGCCGGGUGCGUAACGAGGCCCAGGGCAUCGUCAUGUCAAGGCGGGGAAGGAUUUGUGAAGGUGGCGCUUGUGAAGGUUCCGGACACUUCAAAAGCACACGCCAACAUGAGCUUUAGCUUGAACGAUUGUGAGAAGGAAUGCUUGGGGAAUUGCUCUUGCACAGCUUAUGCUAGUGCCCAAGAGGGCCUGGGAAGUUUUGGGUGCCUUAUGUGGCAUGGUGAUUUGGUCGAUACAAGAACAUUCGCCGAUUCAGGUCAAGAUUUAUAUGUACGGGUCGAUGCCAUCGAGUUAGCUCGUUAUAGGAGCAAAACAAGUUCCCUCAGUGAAAGGGCGAGGAUUGCGAUAAUUUCGGUUUCGGUUUUGACAGCGCUACUGCUCACCAGCUCCUUCUCCUACUGCUUGGUGAUCAAGAAGAGAAACGAUCGCAGAAGCCAAAAUCUACUGAUGAGUGAAAUGACGAAUUCAACAUAUUUUGAGGGCUCUCCAAGCGUAAAAGACUGUGACGAUGAACCUAGAGGAAACAGAGAUGUGCCGCUCUUUGAUCUGAGCACCAUAGCUUCGGCAACAAACAAUUUCUCCUUCCUCAAUAAGCUCGGACAAGGCGGUUUUGGAUCAGUGUACAAGGGCGUUAUGGACAAUGGAACGGAAAUAGCGGUCAAAAGACUAUCGCAACAUUCGGGACAAGGAGUUGAAGAAUUUAAGAACGAAGUCCGGUUGAUUGCGAAGCUCCAACACCGGAACCUGGUGAGAAUACUCGGCUGCUGUGUCGAAGAAGACGAGAAAAUGGUAAUUUACGAGUACUUGCCGAACAAAAGCUUGGAUGCCUUCCUUUUCGACAAAGCGAAAAGAUCGUUGCUGGAUUGGCGAAAACGGUUCGAAAUCGCAUCGGGGGUGGCUCGAGGACUCUUGUACUUGCACCAAGAUUCGAGGCUCAGGAUCAUACACUGAGACUUAAAGGCCAGCAAUGUCCUACUCGA